UUAGGCGGGGUCUGCCGGGAUCGGAUCUCCGCCGGGUUCGGAGCGCAGAAUUCUCGCUCGCCUCGGCAGCGCUGCUCAGCGCGGCCGGGCUCACCUCCGCAGGGCAUGACCGCGCUGCUCUCGCCGCGCGCCUGGGACUGCUAGCUUCUCCGGCGCUUCCUGCGCGCAGGGCCCCGCACCUGGUCCCGAAGCCUGGCUCGCGCUGUGCUCGCGGACCGCCGCCGUCAUGGGGCUGCAGCCCCUGGAGUUCAGCGACUGCUACCUCGAUAGCCCGUGGUUCCGGGAGAGAAUCCGUGCCCACGAAGCGGAGCUGGAGAGAACCAACAAGUUCAUCAAAGAGCUCAUCAAGGACGGCAAGAACCUCAUCGCGGCGACCAAAAGUCUCUCGGCAGCGCAGCGGAAGUUUGCUCAUUCACUCAGAGACUUCAGAUUUGAGUUUAUUGGCGAUGCAGAGACUGAUGAUGAGCGCUGCAUAGACGCUUCGUUACGUGAAUUUUCUAACUUUUUGAAGAAUCUGGAAGAACAGAGAGAAAUUAUGGCAUUAAGUGUCACCGAAACCCUGAUUAAACCCCUGGAAAAAUUCAGAAAAGAGCAACUUGGAGCCGUCAAGGAAGAAAAAAAGAAGUUUGACAAAGAGACAGAAAAGAACUAUAGCCUAAUUGAUAAACAUUUGAAUUUAUCAGCAAAAAAGAAAGACUCACAUUUACAAGAGGCAGAUAUCCAAGUGGAACAGACCCGGCAACACUUUUACGAACUGUCUCUUGAAUAUGUGUGUAAGCUUCAGGAAAUCCAAGAGAGGAAGAAGUUUGAGUUUGUGGAACCCAUGCUGUCAUUUUUUCAGGGAAUGUUUACUUUCUAUCAUCAAGGCCAUGAACUUGCCAAAGACUUCAAUCACUACAAAAUGGAACUACAGAUCAACAUUCAGAAUACACGGAAUCGUUUUGAAGGAACAAGGUCGGAAGUGGAAGAGCUUAUGAACAAGAUUAGACAGAAUCCCAAGGACCACAAACGAGCGAGUCAGUUCACAGCGGAAGGCUACCUGUAUGUACAGGAAAAAAGGCCUCCUCCGUUUGGUUCCAGCUGGGUCAAACACUACUGCAUGUAUCGGAAAGCGGCCAAGAAGUUCAACAUCAUUCCGUUCGAGCACAGAUCUGGGGGGAAACUAGGGGAUGGAGAGGUGUUCUUUUUGAAAGAAUGUACCAGAAGGCAUACUGACUCCAUCGACAGAAGGUUUUGUUUUGAUGUAGAAGCUGCUGACCGGCCUGGAGUUUCUCUGACCAUGCAGGCGUUUUCGGAAGAGGAAAGGAAGCAGUGGUUGGAAGCUCUGGGUGGAAAAGAAGCUCUGUUCCCUAGUUUUAAUAGAGCCAUCGUCCCAAGACCAGAAGGAAGUGCACAGUUGGAUAAGAUGGGAUUCACAAUUCUUAGAAAAUGCAUCAGUGCAGUUGAAACACGAGGUAUAAACGACCAAGGAUUGUACAGAGUUGUGGGGGUGAGUUCAAAGGUCCAGAGACUUCUGAGUAUGUUGAUGGAUGUGAAAACCUGCAAUGAGGUGGACCUGGAGAAUUCUAUAGAUUGGGAAGUGAAGACAAUAACGAGUGCCCUGAAACAGUAUUUGAGGAGUCUUCCAGAGCCGCUGAUGACCUAUGAAUUACACGGAGACUUCAUUGUUCCAGCCAAAAGCGGCAGCCCAGAAUCUCGUGUUAACGCUAUCCAUUUCUUGGUACACAAACUGCCGGAGAAAAAUAAAGAAAUGUUGGAUAUUUUGGUGAAACACUUAACAAAUGUUUCAAAUCACUCCAAGCAGAACCUCAUGACCGUGGCAAAUUUAGGAGUGGUGUUUGGACCAACUCUGAUGAGGCCACAGGAAGAAACUGUUGCUGCCAUCAUGGAUUUGAAGUUUCAGAAUAUUGUCGUGGAAAUUUUAAUUGAAAACCAUGAAAAGAUUUUUAGGACCCUGCCUGAUGCCACACUGCCUGAGCCAGUCACCUUGUCAGCAUCACCCCCAAAUGCUCCACCAAGGCAAUCGAAGAGACAGGGCCAGAGGACUAAGAGACCCGUGGCUGUAUAUAAUCUUUGUCUUGAACUGGAAGAUGGUGACCGUCCCAAUCUUCCUAAGGAGGACACUCCUCCCAGCAGCCUGGACUCAUUUUCCUCCCCAUCUCCCACGGCUGCCGCUGCCCAUGGGCCCCCUGGACCAGACAAAAACCACCUUCUUGCAGAUGGGGGUACCUUUGGGGACUGGGCAUCCACUGCCCCAGGCCAGGCCCGGUCAUCCACAGUCCAGUGGCUUAACCCUCAGUCACCAGCCACACCGAGCUGCAACCCAGCCGUUACACCUCCUUCACCCAAGCUGUCGUCUUUCCCCCCCUCUUUUCCUGCUACCGUAGCGGACAAGCCACCUGAAAGCGUCAUCAAUCGGAAGGCCCGGGCGGUGUACCCGUGUGAAGCAGAACACAGCUCGGAAUUGUCUUUUGAAAUAGGAGCGAUUUUUGAGGAUGUGCAAACCUCAAGAGAACCUGGCUGGCUGGAAGGGACUUUGAAUGGCAAGAGGGGCCUGAUUCCACAGAAUUACGUCAAGCUGCUGUAGCAACUGGCCCGUGAGGGUCCCACUGCAGACCCUGGCCCCCGAGGACCUGCCUGUGGGGUGUGAGCACCGUCUUCCCCCCAGGUGAACCCACGGCCACCUGGACAC
This is a messenger RNA of Lipotes vexillifer (Yangtze River dolphin), 2692 nucleotides long. It is a transcript of the gene ARHGAP10, whose product is annotated as Rho GTPase activating protein 10. Gene Ontology annotation, molecular function: protein binding; GTPase activator activity. The coding region runs from base 227 to 2587 and encodes 786 amino acids. The transcript has 23 exons. The record is from RefSeq and is a predicted model, not a curated record. Gene Ontology annotation, biological process: signal transduction; cytoskeleton organization; negative regulation of apoptotic process. NCBI's taxonomy places the organism in Eukaryota, Metazoa, Chordata, Mammalia, Artiodactyla, Lipotidae. Gene Ontology annotation, cellular component: cytosol; cytoplasm.